AUGGAUGUGUCAUCAGCCAAAUGGUUAUCUGAGCUGGGAAUGGAUGAGUACAACAUCAUUCAUCAAUGCCAUAUGGAUUCUCUUUCGGAGCUAACCAACACACAAGACAUAGCAAUUGCACUGGAAGGGAACUUAAAACAAUCAUUUUCUUCAGAAAGCAAUUCCUCUUACCCAAUUUUCACAACCAAAAACAAUUCAACUUUCAGUGGUUCUUCUAAUGAAACGAACUUUGAGCGACCUACAAAGCAACUUAAGACGGCUAACAGCUGGAACUCCGGCACCACCACCGACCACAUAUCGCCAAAUAAUUCUCCACCAACCUCUCACUUCCUUUCUUUCGAGAAAUCGAAUUGCUCCCUGAAGCCGCCUAAAGACGAGACAGUGACUUCUGGAAAUCUUUUCCAGCAUUUGGCUCCAAAGAAUUCCUUAGAGAGCCAAAAUUACGCUACAGGAAUCAACCAUGGGACUAAAAGGUGUUAUUCAAUGAUAAGAACUCCUUCGUUGGCUCAUGAUCACAUUAUGGCUGAAAGAAAGCGAAGAGAAAAGCUUAGCCAGCGAUUUAUAGCUCUUUCAGCUAUUGUUCCUGGCUUAAAAAAGAUGGACAAAGCUUCAGUUCUUGGAGACGCUAUAAAGUACGUGAAAGAGCUUCAAGAACGUGUGAAAGUCCUCGAGGAACAGACAAAGAAGAAAACGGUGGAAUCAGUGGUUUUUGUGAAAAAGUCUCAGGUAUCUUCAGAAGAUGAAAUCUCAUCAUCCGGUGAGAAUUUCGGUGGUAUCCCCGACGCAGUACUUCCAGAAAUUGAAGCAAGAGCUUCAGAUAAAGAUGUCCUCAUCCGAAUCCACUUCGAGAACAAGAAAGGGUUCCUCCCAAAAAUGUUAACUGAAAUCGAGAAUCUUCAUCUCUCCAUUGUCAAUAGCAGCGUCUUGCCCUUUGGAAAUUCCACUCUUGAUAUAACCAUAAUCGCUCAGAAGAACGAAGAAUUCAGCUUGACAAUAAAAGAUCUCGUGAAAGACCUAAGAAUGGCUCUAUUGAAGUUUAUGUGACAAUGAGAAUUCUAAUCUUAUACCUGUAGAUCAGAAGAAUGUGUGUAUCAGUUCAAGUAAUGCUUUAACACAUCAAGUACUUUUUAGAUAUCACUAGAGAAACUUGGGGCUGUAAAUUAAUGUCUUCUUUUUUUUUUUUCAACCAUGUCUACC
Messenger RNA from Mangifera indica (mango), 1197 nucleotides. RefSeq names its product transcription factor bHLH18-like. Gene Ontology annotation, molecular function: protein dimerization activity. NCBI's taxonomy places the organism in Eukaryota, Viridiplantae, Streptophyta, Magnoliopsida, Sapindales, Anacardiaceae. The transcript is spliced from 4 exons. The record is from RefSeq and is a predicted model, not a curated record. The coding region runs from base 1 to 1044 and encodes 347 amino acids.